AUGUCCACCCCCGACCCACCUGCAUGGAAUGCACCCAAAGAUGUAGGGGAAUUCAGGCAGAUGUUUGAAGCCGGCCCUGCUGAACUAUUCGACAACAUCGCCGCCCUCGUCCAGCGUGUCCGCCUCCAAAGGGACACCCUUCAUACACAACUCACCGCCGCCAACGAAACCAUUGACAACCUCGAGGAGCAGAUAAACCGGCUCAACCUCGACCUCAAUGUCGCCCGCGCUGCUCCUGCCCCUACUGUCGCUGUCCCCGUUGCCCCCGCCCCUCCACCUGCUCCUGUCCCCGCCUUCAGGUCCGAAAAGUUUCCAGACCCUGAAAAAUUCGAUGGCACCCGUACCAAGCUCCCCGGAUUCACUACCCAACUUCGAAUGAAACUUGAAGUUAACCACGAUCGGUUCCGGAACGAGGCAGCAAAGGUUAUCUACGCCGUCAGCCGCUUGGAAGGAAGGGCCCUUGACCAAGUCGUCCCACUCGUUAACGCUAACCCUGCCGCCCCCUUCUCCUCUGUCACUGCCUUCGUCGCCCAUUUGGAAGCCUCCUUUGGGGACCCAGACCCCCGGGGUACCGCCCGUCGCCAACUCGUUGCCCUGAAGCAAGGCAAAGGGGACUUCGCUACCUAUUAUUCGCAGUUCCUCCGCAUCGUGGCAUACCUGGACUACAACGAGGGAGCCAAGAUCGAUGCCCUGGCCGAAGGACUGUCGGAAGACCUGAAGGAUGCUAUGACAUACCGGACAGACAGGCCUAACACCGUCGAAGCCUAUGCCACCAUGUUGAUGACAAUCGACAACCAGGUUCGGGGCCGCAAAGCUGAACAACGGGCCAUUCGGAAUACAAUGGGACAAUUCACCGCCCCCGCUGCUGCCGCACACCCAUCUCCUACCGCCGGAGGCCUCGCCCCAAUGGACCUCUCCGCUCUCCAAAGCCGCCCCACUCAACGUCCUGCCAUCGAACAACGAUAUACUUUUGUCAACGGGCAACGCAAAACCUCCGCCGCUGAAAAACAAUGGCGAAGGGACAACAAUCUCUGUAUGUACUGUGCCAACCCCGGUCAUGUCUUUGCCAACUGCCCCUCUGCCAAUCGCCCGCGCGGUAACCAACCGGUUAUGAGAGGCGCCCUCCUCGCACCCAGCCAUACGGCCGUCGACCCCGCUGCUCCACCGGUCGCUAUCCCGGGCUUGAUCAAUGGCCCCUGCCCGGGACCUUCCAAUGUCUCUCCUUUGUCUGCGUUUUCUAUCUCUGGCUUCUCGGUAUCGUCUGUGGAGGAUAAGUUGGAUGGGGAUCAUUUUGUUGCUUCUUGUAAAAUUAUAAACAAUAAAACAUCCAUUCAAACCCACGCACUGAUCGAUACCGGUUGCUCCGGAUUCGCAUUCAUUGAUGAAACAUUUGCGCGCCAUAACAACUUCCCACUUCUCCCCCUUAAAUCACCCCGUACUCUUGAAGUCAUCGACGGUCGGCCCAUAUCUUCCGGACAAAUUACCCACCUCUGCUAUCUGCCGCUGUCCAUUGACUCCCACCAUGAAACUACCCCUUUCUUCGUCACCAAACUUGGCUCGUAUCCACUCGUCCUCGGAAUCCCCUGGCUUCAAUUGCACGAUGCAACAUUACGGUUUAAGGACAACAGCAUACUGUUCGACUCCGAAUACUGCAAACGCAAGUGCAACUCUUCCCCGAUACCCGUUCCCAUUAGAGGGGUCGCACCACCGCCCCGUUUUCACCUCGUCAGUUCAGCUGCUCUUUGUCGCUUUGCUCGAAGAGACAAACUCCAAAUCUUUAGUACAACUAUUGAAGAAAUAGAUCAAGCAACGGGCGUGGCCCCUAAGCAAGACUGGAGGAACCGGGUCCCAACCCGGUAUAAGAGAUUUUAUAAAAUGAUGGACGAAGAAUUCGCUAACGGGAUGCCGCCUCGCCGCCCCUAUGAUCAUAAGAUACCGCUCAAGGAAGGGAAAGAGCCCCCUUUUGGGCCACUUUAUGGUAUGUCCCGCGAGGAACUCAUCGUGCUGAAACAAUACAUACAGGACAACCUUCAAAAGGGGUUCAUUCAGGCCAGCUCUUCGCCUGCCGGUGCCCCUGUCCUAUUUGUUAAGAAGGCCGAUGGAACACUCCGCCUUUGUGUCGACUAUCGUGGCCUCAACGAACUUACUGUCAAAAACCGCUACCCGCUACCACUCAUCCGGGAAACUCUCGAUCGCCUUUCCAAAGCCAAGUGGUACACCAAGCUUGAUCUUCGCCAAGGGUACAAUCAGAUUCGAAUGGCUGAGGGUGAGGAAUGGAAAACAGCCUUCCGAACGCGUUACGGACAUUUCGAAUACACCGUAAUGCCCUUCGGCCUUACCAAUGCACCAGCCACCUUCCAACAUUUUAUUAAUGAUUGCGUCCGUGAUUACCUGGACAUGUUCUGCACAGCCUACCUUGACGAUAUCCUUAUUUACAGCGACACCUUCGAGGAACAUCAAGUACACGUCGAAAAAGUACUGGAAGCCCUACAAAAAAAUGGAAUACUGCUGAAACCGGAGAAAUGCGAAUUUCACACACAAAGCACCACCUAUCUCGGCCUGAUUAUAGAACCCAAUGGUAUUAAAAUGGACCCAAGGAAAGUGGAAACAGUGAAGAAUUGGACCGUCCCGAAAACAGUUAAGGAUGUACAAGCAUUCCUGGGUUUCGCUAACUUUUACCGCCGAUUUAUACGCGGAUUCUCGGAACUGGCUUCUCCUCUUACCAGACUGACACGUAAGGACACAUUAUUUGGAUGGACACGCGAAGCCCAAACCGCCUUCAAUGCCCUGAAAGAAGCCUUUACCACGGCGCCCGUUCUCACUCAUUUCGACCCGGAAAAGGAAAUUACUGUGGAAACCGACGCAUCUGACUAUGUCUCCGCCGGUGUACUCUCCCAAUACGAUGACAAUGGUAUCCUCCGACCUGUUGCGUACUUCUCGAAAAAACACUCCCCCGCCGAAUGCAACUACGAGAUUUACGACAAGGAAUUACUGGCAAUCAUUCGGUCUUUUGAAGAGUGGCGACCGGAACUUGAAGGGGCUGCACACCCAAUCGCCGUCAUAUCCGAUCAUAAGAACCUCGAAUACUUUAUGAGUACUAAACAACUCAACCGGAGACAAGCACGGUGGGCAGAAUACCUGUCACGAUUUAAUUUUGUUAUCAAAUACCGACCAGGGAAACAAGGAGGGAAACCGGACGCGUUGACAAGAAGAUCAGGAGAUCUCCCUGGAGAGGGGGAUGAAAGACAAUUGCAUCAGAGUCAAGUUGUGUUGAAGAAGGAGAAUCUUGAUGCAAAGCUAAGUUUGUUGGCGGGUUCUUUCUCAAAGGAGCCCGCUGAAAAGAACGCCUCACUGCAGGAAUUAUUUGAUGAAGGAUAUAGCGCUGACCCGUUUCCCCAAAAAAUACUGGAUAUGCGGGAUAAAGGCGAUCGACAAUCAAAAGACAUAUCACUCGCCGAAUGCACCGAGGUCGAAGGCCGAUUGCUUUACCGAGGCAGCAUAUAUGUCCCUGAUUACGACCCCCUUAAGCUUCGAAUCCUCCAACUUUACCAUGACGCUGCCUCUGCGGGACACCCGGGACGUGAAAAAACAUUCGAACUCGUCAGUCGGGACUACUACUGGCCCCUCAUGCGAAAUUACAUUGCCCGCUACGUUCGGAACUGUCACACCUGUCAACGAAGUAAACCCAACACCCAUGGAAAACUCGGCGUACUUCGACCUUUACCGAUUCCCGAACAACCAUGGCGGGAGGUAUCGAUGGACUUCGUUACGGGCCUACCGGAAAGUGAAGGGUACGAUGCAAUUAUGGUAGUGGUUGACCGGCUAACAAAGAUGCGACAUCUCCUGCCCUGCAAUACUACUGUCAACUCCGAAGACGUCGCCCGACUAUACCUGCGAAACAUAUGGAAGCUCCACGGGCUACCCACACACGUCACCUCCGACCGCGGUACGCAAUUUACAGCUAAGUUUUGGAAGGCUCUUUGUAAACACCUCAACAUCGAAGCAAGGAUGUCCACCGCCUUCCACCCAGAGACCGACGGCCAAACCGAAAGGCUGAAUGCUGUAAUGGAGCAAUAUCUACGUGGGUAUGUCUCUUAUCAACAGGACGAUUGGGUAAAAUGGCUUCCUAUGGCAGAAUUCUCCGCCAACAAUCAGGUCUCCGCAUCCACCAAAGCUACACCAUUCUUCGCGAACUAUGGGUUCCACCCCCGGUUUACAGUGACGAUCAAAUCGUUGGACAAGACCCCACCGAGUCUUAACGCUAAGGACUUCGCCUCGAAGAUGAAAGAACUCCACGAGCACCUACGUUCCAAUAUCCGUACAGCGCAGGAUCAACAAGAGCAGGCCGUCAAUACUAAACGAACGCCGGCCCCACAGUACGAUGUCGGUGAUAUGGUGUUUGUUUCAGCAAAAAACAUCCGAACCACGCGUAACUCCCGGAAACUGGACUGGAAGAAACUGGGACCGUUCCCCGUUAAGGAAAUUAUAUCGCCAUAUGCGUAUCGAGUCGACCUGCCUAGAAGUAUGAAGAUGCACCCCGUCUUCCAUGUGUCGUUGCUGGACCCCGCUGCGAAUGAUCCUGUCCCAGGGCAAAUUCAACCACCACCCCCGCCCAUUAUCGUCGAACAAGAGGAGGAGUAUGCAGUUGAGGAAAUCUUGGACUCGCGAGAAUUACGAAACACUGGCCUACAAUACUUUGUUAAGUGGACGGGCUAUACCGACCCUACCUGGGAACCCGCCGCAUACCACGAUAAUACCGCCGCCGUUGAUAGCUUCCAUAUACGCUACCCCGACAAACCUGGACCAUUGGAAGGAAAGAUUAAGGUUAAGGCUCGCAGGAGCUCGCGCUUGAAGGGAGGGGCUACUUUCAUGGAUCGAUCAGUGGAGUACCCAUAUCGUGGAGCUCCCACACCGUCCCCUGCUACGCUCUUCGUGCCCUGCGGAAUACUCGCUACUCACUCCCUUGAGACCUUCCUCCCAACCUUCCCGGAUACUCAGUGUGCGAAGUGCCUCGAAUACGGCCACCGCCAGGAGAAAUGUAAGAACAAUGGGAAAUGCGGCCACUGCGCCGGAGAUCACCUCACCAGUUUCCACCCAUGCAAUCAAUGCCAGGGAGGAUACAGAUGCACCCACACCCCAAUCAGAUGUCUGAACUGUAAAGGAAUCCAUAAGGCCUCCGACCCAGCAUGCCCUGAAAGAGUUAAACGCCGAUUCCUUAACAAAGGAAAGGAAAACGCCCCACCCGCCCAAGACCCACCUGCCGCACCUGCCCAAGAGCCAAUUUCAAUAAUCCAAGUUCCAGCCACCGCCCCGGUCGGAGCUACACCCGCGGCGGUGGAAGAAGCAGAAACAGACUCGAGCAUUUAUUUCCUACUAUUACAAGAACCAUGGACCUCAGCAGAGGGAUACCCACCAGAAUCAAAUCUCUUUUAUAUUUUUACGGCCAGCAACACCAAUACAAAAUUAUCGAUCACGGUAGAAAUCCAAACCAAAAAAACACAAAUCCUAAACAUAUACUCCCCAGGCCGAAGUGGCCCCUUCGCUCAAAUAGCAAGUACAAUCCAAACCCUUGAUAACUGUCUAGUGAUGGGAGACUUCAACUGCCACCAUCAAAUGUGGUACGGAGUAAAUUCACAUGAAUACAGAAACAACAUUCGAGCAGACCGCGCCAACGGCGCACGGGUAAAACGAUGGAUAACCCGACAGAAACUGACCCUCCUGAACGAACCAGGCGUCUUCACGCACUUCCCCAGAGACAGAGGGAAAAGGCCCACAACCAUCGACCUUGCAUUCGUAAAAGGCCCAACACUCGACCACAACCUACGAUGGAGUAUUGAACCCUACGGAGCGGGCUCAGACCACGGGAGAACCUCCGUCCACUUACACCUGGAAAAACCACCCUUUGUACCAAGACGAAUGUGGCGACAAACGGACUGGAAGCUAUUGGAGAACCACAUGUCAAACAUUUCCAUCCCUGCAGAGGCAUGGGAAACCAAGGAACACACGGAACAAACUGUCGAUUUCUUCCUAGAACUGGUAAGGUCAACAGUCAGCAUAGUAACACCACUCUCGAAGGAGGGGGUAAGAGCCAACUCCUGGUGGUCAGAAGAGAUGAAACAGAUGAAGGCAAGAGUAAACGCAGCAGAAAGGAAGGCGAGAAAUACAAGGAAAUCCAAUCACGUGGAGGAACACCGGAAGGCUUGCAGAGAAUGGACAGUCAUGAUCCGGAAAGCAAAAGCGGACCAGCGGGAAAAGACGAUGAACGAGGCGAAAGGUAGUGAAGUCUGGAGAAUCCUAAGCGCAGGAAAGAGACGAGACACAAUCAUACCAACCAUACAAGGUGAAGAAACGUUUGCGGGGAAGUGUCAAGCUCUAAGAGCCCAACUUUUCCCCUCGAAACGGACGUCCCCCGACCAUCCCCUCUUGAACAUUAGACCCCCCUCUUUUGACCUUAGCAACACCUUCGACAUAGUCACCCCCGAAGAACUUAACAAAGCAAUCGACUCCUGCCCAGCGCACUCGGCGACCGGCCCGGAUGGCAUCCCUUAUACCUUUAUUAAAGCUAUAGUCAAAGCAAAUACAACUCUAAUCCAAGACAUGUUCUCCGCUAUGCUCCGGCACGGUGUACAUCCAGCGGAAUGGAAAAUAGCUAAGUGUAUCCCGAUCCCGAAACCCGGAAAAGCAAAUUACCAUGAAGCAAAAGCCUAUCGGCCCAUUUCCCUUCUACAAUGCUUCAGCAAAAUCCUGGAGAAGAUAGUGGCCCAGAGACUCUGCACCGCUGGAGAAAUCCUAGGCACACUCUCAGCAAACCAAUUCGGAGGAAGACCAACCAUUUCGGCAAUCGAUGCCCUCCUGAGAACCUUGACACCAAUACAACAAAACCUACUACUGAAAAACAGUACCGGAAUCGCCCGGCGAGAUAGACCAGCGAUCCUAACCAACGACAUCCAAGGAGCAUUCAAUUGUGUCGAUCACCUACUCCUCGCGGAAAUCAUGCACCAACAAAAAUUCCCCACCUAUCUGACAGAAUGGUGCAAGGAAUUCAACACCGGCAGAAAACUACAGUUCCAAUUCAACCAUGAGCUAGAGGAACCACAGCCCUAUGAUUCCGGAGUGCCGCAAGGUAGCCCCAUGUCUCCGGUACUAUUCAUGAUCUAUGCCGGAGUAAUUCUGGACCCAACUAGCAGCCCAAAAGAGAUGGACACAACUUACAUUGAUGACGAUGCGCUGGUGCAAAUAUCCAAAACACCAGGCUUUACAAUCAAGAGAAUGGAGGAACGAAUGAGAGAAAGACUAAUUAAAGCUGAGCCACUCCAAAUUAAAUACGACCCGGAUAAAUCCGAUCUGAUCUUCUUCCGGCCCACCACAUCAUCCACACAACAACCACGACUUCCUGUCAAAGUCAACAACAUCAAUAUAUACCCCAAGGAGAGGCUGAAAUACGUAGGAGUCUGGAUAGAUCCGACCCUUUCCUUCCGGCCCCACAUCGAAGCAGCAAUCGCAAAAGGCCUAAAAGCCCUCCACCAAAUCCGAAACACCGCCCGCCUGCCAGGGAUAACAGUCAAAACAGUUCAUCACCUUAUAACACAAGGCUUCCUUCCAAGCCUGCUCUACGGAUCUGAGGCUUGGUGGACUGGCGCAGACCACAUCAUUAGAUCGCUCGAACCACUAUACAAUGAAGCCGCCCGGAUCAUCACGGGCUUACCUCGAUGGACCAAGAGAGCUAAACUCCUUCGAGAAGCAGGACUACCCCCCCUAGAACACCUCCUAACAUAUCGCUCAAGAAAGUACGGAACCAGAAUACUCUGCACCGAGGCAACCCACCCCAAUAAUGAAUCCCUGAUCGAGCUCCUCCCAUACAGAGAAGCAAACAUCAAAGGAACAGGCCUAUACCGAAUCGCCUCCCUCCUACUCCCAUAUCAAACCCCCGGAAAUGCGAGAGACAAGUGGAAUCAAAAUAAACUACUACGCGACCACCUCUUGAAAGAAUGGAAUACACAACCAAUACCGGACUACCAUCACCGGGGGGAAUUCUGCCCCCCGUCCAAGAUAGCGAAACUCUCCCUAACGGAAGCGAAAAAAGUUUUUCGAAUCCGGUGUCAAACCACCCGAAUCGAUAAACACGCGGUAUACACAGACCCCGAACCAUGCCAGUGUGGUAUGGAAAACUCAGCGAAACACAUACUUAUGGAAUGCCCAGCGUGGGCUCGAAUCUGCGCCCCUCUGAUAGAAAAGAUCCCCGGAGCGAUGACCUGGGAAAACUGGAUGUUUACAAACUUGAAAACGGAUCUUAUCCUACAAUUUGCGAAAAAUUCUCAACUCUCGAAAUGGUACGAGUCGGUGGAAGCGGAGGUGGACCUAGAAGAGGGGAUGGAAGAAAAUGAGUAG
Messenger RNA from Morchella sextelata, 8388 nucleotides. RefSeq lists its product as uncharacterized. NCBI's taxonomy places the organism in Eukaryota, Fungi, Ascomycota, Pezizomycetes, Pezizales, Morchellaceae. Bases 1 to 8388 code for a protein of 2795 amino acids. Gene Ontology annotation, molecular function: catalytic activity; nucleic acid binding; zinc ion binding. Gene Ontology annotation, biological process: DNA integration. The transcript is spliced from 5 exons. The record is from RefSeq and is a predicted model, not a curated record.